Anneissia japonica is the source of this 543-nucleotide messenger RNA. Its product is annotated as macrophage-expressed gene 1 protein-like. Bases 54 to 401 code for a protein of 115 amino acids. The transcript has 2 exons. NCBI's taxonomy places the organism in Eukaryota, Metazoa, Echinodermata, Crinoidea, Comatulida, Comatulidae. The record is from RefSeq and is a predicted model, not a curated record.
UUUGUGGUCUAUAAAAUGUUCACACGAUCCAUUGUAGCUGUUCAGAUCCAAGUAUGGUCCAGUACGGGUAUGUGCUAACUGUAUUGCUUGUCGUUAUAAACCUGCAUUGUUCUCAAGCCGAAGACGAUGACGUGGUUGAGCACAUUCAACUGCCAGAGGGACAUCCUCAACGUUGCAAAUCCCUGUUCAAAGACAGUGAUGACAUGCAUGUAUUGGGAGUGCUUCCAGGUAUCGGUUGGGACAACCUACGUAACGUCUUUAUGGGCAUGGUGGUAGAAUACAAGUACAAAACAUGUACUUUAACUGAAGACGAGCUAUAUCUGAUACCUGAUGGAAUGUUUACGAUUCCAACCAAAGAGAGCCAGGUAAUAACAAAUUGUAUAGAAAUUUCUUUAUGUUGAUGGUUUUAGCAAGUUUCAUUUGGACACUCGCGUAAGAGGCUGUCAUAAUCAGUUGAGAUGCUGAAUGAAGAAUGCUGGGGUGGAUGUAGGAUUAGAUUUAGAGGAUGCGAGUAGUGUGAAAAGAAAAUUGAGUCUUAGAGAA